Betta splendens (Siamese fighting fish) is the source of this 2872-nucleotide messenger RNA. It is a transcript of the gene arl11, whose product is annotated as ADP-ribosylation factor-like 11. Gene Ontology annotation, cellular component: cytoplasm. Gene Ontology annotation, molecular function: GTPase activity; GTP binding. NCBI's taxonomy places the organism in Eukaryota, Metazoa, Chordata, Actinopteri, Anabantiformes, Osphronemidae. The record is from RefSeq and is a predicted model, not a curated record. The coding region runs from base 2171 to 2692 and encodes 173 amino acids. Gene Ontology annotation, biological process: intracellular protein transport; vesicle-mediated transport. The transcript is spliced from 7 exons.
CACACACACACACACACACACACACACACACACACACACACACACACACACACACACACACACACACACACAAUCGCUUCAGCUUUUAAAUCAAAUAAAUUAUCAGCUCUGUUAUAAGGGCAAUGACGCUAUUAAUGAUAACUCUAAAAAAAAUUAUAUAUUGGUAAUUAAAAGUAAUAUUUCAUUUCAAGUUUAAGAUCUUAGAGAAUUCUUAACUUUAAACAAUGCGUUUACUUACAGCAGUUAAUAAAAACACAAACUCAGACCUGAUACCAUGACGUUUCACCACCGUUACCUCAAUAACCUACACCUACUGUGUCCCACCCUUAGCUUUUAUUACUGAUUAUUUUCUCCUUAGGGUUAGGCUUAGUACAGAGAUGUUUCGUCUUGUUCCACAGUGUUAGCCUACCAAUAAUAAUCAAUAAAUAUCAUGUCAUGGACACUGAAACUCCUAUACUCUCCUAUACUAGCUUCUCUUUGUUGUUUCCUCGUAAAAUCUAGUCCUCCUUACUCACAAGCUCCAUCUGGCCUUAAGCACGUCUUAGAUCCUUAUACUAUCAACACAACACUUCACUCUCAUUUUCAGUUCUUGCAGUUGUGUUUCUUCCUCUCUUCUCUAUCACCCAACUGGUUCAGAUGCCCAUUGGCCUUGAGUCUAGUUCUGCUGAAGGUUUCUUAGGUUAGGGGGACAUUUACUUUCCUAUUGUUGCUGUUUCAUGAAGAUUUAAGCUCAUUUAUCAUGUCAUGAAUUAAAGAGCUCACUCAAGUGGGACUUAACAUUUGAAUAUAAUAAGAAUCUGACCUAGAGACAGUGAGGUCAACAAGUCCUCCGUCCAAUCACAGCGCUCCAUGCUGUAACCAACAGUAACCAGAUGAAGCACACAGGUAGAGAGUCCAUGAGCCUAAAGACAAACUACAAAGAUUACUGACAUUAAAAAAAGAUCAUAUUACAUUAUUACUUAUUAUGGUGGCUUUAUGGCUCAGUUGGUAAAGUGUUGGCUUGGGGAGUGGAACGUCUCAGGUUUAAAACCCACCAGAACACCAUGUGUGUUCUUGAGUAAAGACACUUUGCACUAGCCCCCUCCUUACCUCAGGGGAUGGGUAAAAAUGCUGAGAAUAAUUUAUCCAAUGUGGGAUCAAUAAAGUCAAUAAUAAUUAUUCUUUAGUCAAGAAGUAAACUUGAUUUAGUUAAAUAACCAAAGCACUGCCUUCGUAUGUAAGCCAAGCCCAGGUUUAUGGUUCAUUUAACAUAAAUUUACACCUCGAUUGUAAUUAAAUGUAAUUAUGUAUAAGUGAAUGUAAAACCUUAUUUAACCUCGUAUGAAGUUUAGAUUCCCAAUAUAUCUGCUACAGAAAUUCAUUUUGCGGUUUAAAAAAAACAAUUUCUGACCCCAUUGUACAACCGUGUUUAUGUUUGAUUAGGUCCAGAGGAAAGACGCGCUGUAAAGCAGCGGUGUAGCCACAGGCUUCCAACAACCAACAGGAACAAAGUACUUGAUUGUUCGUCUACCAUGAAAGAACUGAUUGCUCAGGUGUGUUUUAUUUCGGUGUCUUGACUUUAGUUUCUAUUGUAUUGUAUUUUAGAAUAGAAACAAAAGAAGAUACGGUGGGAUCAGCGUGGCACUUUGGACUGCAGUGACCAGUAGACGUGAAUCCAUAGGUGGCGAAGAUGUUCUCUGACGGAACGAAACUACUACUGCUCAAAACGGAGCGUUUUGCCAAGUAGCAGAUAGCUCAGCUUCAAAGAGGAGAAUGAUAGAAAUGGAUGAUUCAAAUGAAAAAACCACAAGCUCUGAAGCUAAACAUCCGCACAGGGAACCAACACUCACCGUGGACCCGCUCACGGUCUCACACCUGUGUCCACCUAACUAACCUCUCUACAGACGCGAGGCUGGAGGAUCAACGCGCUUUCCAACUUUCCUCAGACUGGUGGAGCUUCCUGCAGACGAACUCCAUGGGGGUACGACGGACAACCGCUGCAGUGAAUCACAUGUAAGGAAGUCGUUAGCAUGCUAGCACCGUGUGGCUAAGUGGGUUAACUUGCUACACUUUGGAUCUGAAAGAAAGAAAAUGUUGCCAGACCUGAACAGUUACAUAACAGCGCUGAGGCGGGGCGGACUGGUUGGAUUGAGAUGGAGCGAGUUCAGAUCAGUCACACUCAGGCUGAGUGAUGGGUCAAGCUCAUGUCUCCCAUGCUCCCAAGGUUGUCCUCAUGGGUCUGGAUUCAUCAGGAAAGACUACGUUGCUGGCUCAUCUAUUAAGAGGACAGGUGGCGGAUACGUCUCCAACCAUUGGUUUCAAUGUGGGGACUCUGAACCUGGACAAGAACCUAUCUCUGACUUUGUGGGACGUGGGGGGACAGAAGGGCAUGAGGCCCAACUGGACGUUUUACCUGGACGACUGUAAGGCCUUGGUCUUUGUAGUGGACAGCAACGACCCGGGUCGUCUCCCUGAGGCCCAAAACGCCCUGAAAAAGGUUCUGAGUGACGAGAGGCUUCGAGAUGUACCUCUGAUGGUUUUGGCCAACAAGAAUGACUUGCCCAGUGCCCUUAGCAUCGAGGAGAUUUCCACCCAACUGAACCUCCCCAGCUACAGCAAGCGGUCAUGGGAGAUCCAGGCCUGCAGCGCCCUGAAGGGACUUGGCCUCCAGCAGGCCUUCCUGUCAGUCUGCACCAUGAUCAAGAAGGGCUGACCGAGAUGUGGAUGUGUUCUGAUGGAGCCUCCAACACCACAUAAUCACUACAUGAUUUCAGGUGACAAAUGAAUCAGAAAUCUAACGGUAAGACACUAAAAACAGAAGGAAUAAAACAUCAGGAAUAAAGGCAUAAAGUAUCAAUACUAGAAGAGAUGCUUAAAAAAUAAAAUAUGAUAA